UGAUUGUUUUGAUUGAAAUAACAAUUAAAUUGUAUUGAAAUGAUUGUCACAACUGUUUUGAUGACAAUAACAACUAUUAUAGGCUAUAGUUAUAGCAUUAAACUUACGCCCAUUGCCUCAGUGUUAGGGCUCUCCAACACUACAACAAUACCUGUGCUUUACAUACAUUAGUCAUUAUAAUGAUAGUUGUGGUCACUGUUUGAGGUUAUUAUACAUCAAAUGAAUGUCCAAAACAUAUAUUAUAUGAAAAAUAGACAACAGUUUUAUGUGGAUCUGUGUGAAUGUGUUGUCUAUAAACGAUGUUUAAGUUUAUAAGAGGAAAGUCGGGUCAGACCAGUGCUGAUCGUCUUAAGAUUCAGAAGGAAUUAUUUGCUUUUCAUAAAACUGCAAUCCAUGGCUUUCCUAACCAUCCGAGUGCUGUCUCAUAUGACCAUCAAUUGUCAUUACUUGCAAUUGGCACCAAAAAUGGAUUAAUUAGAGUUUAUGGUUCCCCUGGAGUUGAAUUUUAUGCACAAAUUGAAAAUGAGUCCGAAAUAAGAAAAAUACUAUUUCUCGAAAAUAGGGCUCAAUUUAUAACACUUUCAUCUGAUAAUUGUUUACAUUUGUGGGAAAUUAAUACAAAAGAAACACAAAAUAAUGUAAAGAUUGGAGAGAUUGAGUGCAUCAAGACUUGCAAUUUUUUUCUCACCGAAGCUUCCAAAGAGGGUUCACUCAAACAAAUCACAACAAUUACUUUGAAUUCAAAUUUCGAUUUACUAUUAAUUGGUACUCAAAGUGGAAACACUUAUUUAUUAGAUGUCGAUAAGUUUGAUCUAAAUGAUCAAAUCAUAUACCAAGAUGUGGUCCUUCAAAACGUACCGGAUGAUUAUAAAUUUAAUCCGGGAUCAGUUGAAGUGAUUGCUGAACAACCAUCGAUUGCUAAUAAAUUUCUUAUUGGAUAUAACAGAGGUCUUCUUGUUCUUUGGAAUAAUGAAACCUUAUCUGCAGAUAAUUAUUAUGUCGCGACUCAGCAACUCGAGUCUGUUUAUUGGCUUUCCGACGGCCAACAGUUUAUUAGCGCCCAUAACGAUGGCUCAUAUAUUGUCUGGAAAGCAUCGGACAAAUUACAUGCUAGCGAACCACCAAAGAUACCUUACGGACCAUUUCCUUGUAAAGCUAUCAAUAAAAUUAUUUGGAAAACAGUUCAAAAUAGUGAUGAUUUAAUAAUAUUCAGUGGAGGUAUGCCACGAGCCACUCAUAAUGAUAAGUAUUCGGUAUCAAUAUUUCAAGGAACUCCCGAAAGUGGUAAACAUCAUGUCCUCGAUUUUACUUCAAAAGUAAUUGAUUUCUUGGUUAUUGAUUCGCGUUUGAACUCAAAAGAAUAUGAUAAUCCAUCAACUCUUGUGGUAUUAGUUGAGGAGGAAAUAGUUAUUAUAGAUCUAACACAUCCAGAUUGGCUUCAACAUAAACUUCCGUACUUAUCAAGUGUUCACUCGUCAGCCAUAACUUGUUGUCAACAUUAUAGCUGUGUUUCCGAUAAAAUAUACCAAAGUAUUGUUGACGCGGGAAGAGUACAAAUGUCAUCAAAAUUUACAGUAAAAGAAUGGCCUAUAAAUGGUGGCCAAAAUAAUGUAAAGACUACAGCUUUAACUCACGAUAUAUUAGUGACCGGUCAUGAAGAUGGAAGUAUACGAUUUUGGGACUCGACUUCAGUUUCUCUCAAACAUUUAUAUACUUUGAUGACCAGCAAAUUUUUUCUGGCCAGCGAUGAUGAUAUUGCACUCAUUGAUAGUGACGAUAAUCCUAAUAACGAGGCCAACGCUGAAGAUGAGUGGCCACCCUUUAGAAAAGUGGGUACCUUUGAUCCAUACAGUGAUGACCCGAGAUUUGCUGUUAGGAAGAUAGCUCUUUGUGUUUAUACUGGAACUCUAGUAAUUGGAGGAACAGCCGGUCAAGUAAUUGUAUUUGACUUUAAUGGAGAAUCACUAGAAAAACCAUUAUCUAGUAGUUUGUUGAAUAUUGUCGGAGAUAAAGAUGGAUUUGUUUGGAAGGGACACUCACAGCUUACUUCCAAAAGUGGAAAUAUUAAGUUUGAAGUGGGAUAUCAACCAUCGAGUAUUGUUCAACUUCAACCUCCCGCUGCCAUCACUGCAUUAUCUCUGUAUUCUGAAUGGGGACUUAUUGCUGCUGGAACUGCUCAUGGAUUUGUUAUGUUUGAUUAUCAAUCUCGGAAAAGUGUUUUAACCAAAACAACACUAAAUCCACACGAUUUGAUGGGUGCUGCCGGAGGAGAUGCUAUAAUUACUAGACGUAAAUCUUUUAAAAAAAGUUUACGCGAAUCGUUUCGCAGACUAAGAAAAGGACGAUCACAAAGAGGUGACAAAAGAGCUGCUUCUCCAUCAUCAACAGCUGCCUCAUCUACAUCGCCAUCAAAGUCUAUAGAAGAGGGAAGAAAGUCACCCAAAGGAGAGAUUAUUCAACUCGAAACCAAACCCGUUGAGAGACAAAUUGAGGCCCGAUCUGCUGAUGAUGCCAUGGGAUCAAUGGUUCGCUGCUUAUACUUUUCAAAUGCAUUUAUUAUUAACAAUUCUACUCAAACACCAACUCUUUGGGCCGCAACUAACGCUGGAAAUGUUUUAAUUUAUACCAUAGUUAUGCCAUCCGAUGAUAAAAGAGUCUCUGAAGAUGUUAGCACUCAAUUAGCAAAAGAAAUACAUUUGAAACAUAAGGCACCUAUAGUUGCAAUUCAAAUAAUUGAUGGAAAUGGUAUACCUCUUCCUGAUUCAUAUGAAGUUCAAAAAGGUGUCGCAAAGAUCCCAACUUCAAGUGGACAUCGGGUUCUUAUUUGUUCUGAAGAACAGUUUAAAUUGUUUAAUCUCCCAAAUCUCAAACCAUUAAAUAAGUUUAAACUGACAGCACAUGAAGGCGCCAGAGCUCGACGUAUAUCUGUAGCAGAGUUUGGCAGCAAAAGUAACGACAAUCACAUUGAAUAUCAUUUACUUUGUCUCUCAAAUCAGGGCGAUAUCGGAGUCCUUUCGAUACCCGAAUUAAAGCGUCAAAUUCAGACUCAUUGUACCAAAAGAGAGGAUAUUAACGGAAUAUCAAGUUUAGUGUUUACACGAAAUGGAGAGGGAUUUUAUUUGCACUCUUCCAGUGAAUUCAGACGGUUCUCAUUAUCGGCCAAACAUAUAAUUGAACCAAUUUGUACCAUUGAAUUACCAGAAGGUGUCCGUCCUAUCAAACCUAUUGCACAAAUUCCUCCAAUUGCUGCCGCAUCUGUCGUUAAUGAUAUUAAUGAAAAUACUAACAAAGAGACCAAUGAAACAACAAAUACUAUGAUUGAAGACAAUAAACUUGAAAAUAAUGAUCAAAGUAAAGGAAAUGAAAGAGAAGUUAUUGAGAAACAAAUUGAUGAAGAAAAACAAGAGACACCAAACGAUUGUACUGAAAAGUCGAUGCCUACGAGCGGUAUUGACGAGUCUCCUAUCAGUCACAAUGAAUUUGAAUCACAAGAUGGCAACGAUAAUCAAGAUAUUGGUGACGAAAAUCAAGAUAUUAUUGACGAAAAUCAAGAGAUUGUUGACGAUCUUGAAGUGGAUCACCAGGAAAUAGAAGAGGUUGUAACCAAUGGAAAUACUGUCAAUAAUGGUAUUAAUGGUGACAAUGACUCAGAAUCAGCUGAUUCACAAUUAGAAGCUGAUGUCGACGUUUCAAAUGUAACGUUUGAAAGUUCAGUCAAAACCAACUCUUUGGAUAUUACCAUUGAUAGCGUUAAAGAUCACAUUACAAAUUUAAGCAUUUCUGAUGCAUCGGAACUAAAUGAGAUAAAGAAAAGUCCGUCACCCGUUCCUCCCAUAUCUACCGAAUCGCAUCCUAUAAUUAAUUCACACGAAGAUUAAAUUGACAUAAUUUGGCACACUUUCAUCAACUUUGGGAACUAUUGUAUUUUAUUUUAUUAAACAAUUUUA
This is a messenger RNA of Oppia nitens, 3947 nucleotides long. It is a transcript of the gene l(2)gl, whose product is annotated as LLGL scribble cell polarity complex component 2-like. Lineage: Eukaryota; Metazoa; Arthropoda; Arachnida; Sarcoptiformes; Oppiidae. Gene Ontology annotation, biological process: regulation of establishment or maintenance of cell polarity; regulation of protein secretion; regulation of Notch signaling pathway. The record is from RefSeq and is a predicted model, not a curated record. The coding region runs from base 300 to 3878 and encodes 1192 amino acids. Gene Ontology annotation, molecular function: GTPase activator activity; myosin II binding; syntaxin binding. The transcript has 10 exons. Gene Ontology annotation, cellular component: plasma membrane; cytoplasm; cortical actin cytoskeleton.